UCUGGAGGUGCGCUGAUUUCUGGGAUCUGCUUCCUUUCAAUUCGUCUACAGUUUAUUAUCAAAAUUUACAUUGCUCAUCCAAAAUGUCUGGUUCUCCACCGCCGCCACCGCCACCACCUUUAUCGCGCCCACCAAGGCCACCUCAGUAUAUGCAGCAGCACGCUCCAAUGGGUGGCAAUUUCCGCCCACAGCAGCAAAUGGCGCCGCGCAAUCAGAGCCACGGAAUGCAGCCAAACUACAACCAGCAUGGCCGGCCGCCAUAUAUGCCGAUGCAGCAAGGCGGUAUGCGGCCCAACAAUGGGGGCGGCUACCAGCAGCACAGUGGUCCGCCCCAGUACCAGCAGCAGCAGCAGGGGUACGCACCGCAGAUGCGCCCAUCAUUCCACAAUAACAACAGCAACAGCAGCAGCAACCAGCAAGGUGACGAGAAUAAGCGCGUCCGAAGGCCGUUGCAGCGCCGGACAAUCGACUACUACGCGUCGACGGCACGCGGUCUGGAGUUGCGGUCGGGUGGCGCCAACAUGUCCCUAAAGUAUCUGCCCAGCGAUCCCAGCUACACGGUUGAGGUGUUUCCAUCGGUAUUUGUGCCGGAGGAGCCUGAGACGUCGAUUACGACGAGGUUUAUUCAACAGGCGCAGAAUAAAAUGCGGUGCCCAAUCAACGUUAUUCGGUGGACGCCUGAGGGCAGGAGACUACUGACUGGCGCGUCCACUGGCGAAUUCACAAUGUGGAGCGGGCUGACGUUCAACUUUGAAACCAUCAUGCAGGCGCACGAUACCGCUGUGCGAGCGAUGGAGUGGACACACAACGCGCAGUGGCUGGUCAGUGCUGACGGCAAUGGUGUGAUCAAGUACUGGCAGCCCAACAUGAACAACGUCAAGGUCUUCCAGGGCCACAAGGACACAAUCCGCGAUCUGAGUUUCAGCCCAGCCGACACAAAGUUUGUCACAGGCGGUGAUGACGGCGUGCUGAAAAUCUGGGACUUCAAUCGUAGCGCCGAGGAGAGCCAGCUUUCGGGCCACGGCUGGGAUGUGCGGACAAUUGACUGGCACCCGUACAUGGGCAUGAUUGCAUCCGGGGGCAAGGACAACGUGGUAAAGCUCUGGGACCCGCGCUCCUCAAAGUGCCUGACUACUCUGCACGGCCACAACAACACAGUGUCAAGCCUGCAGUGGAAUCGUAACGGCAACUGGCUCCUCACCGGCGGCCGCGACCAAAAUAUCAAGAUGUUCGACCUGCGUGCUAUGAAGGAGGUGCAGGCAUUCCGUGGCCCGCAGAAAGAGGUUUCCUCGGUCGCAUGGCACCCGAUUCAUGAGACAAUGUUUGCAUCAGGCGGGUCCGAUGGCGGUAUCCACUUCUGGUUUACAGGCGAGAAGGGCCACCAGGGUGAGAUCACUGGUGCCCAUGAGUCAUACAUUUGGUCGCUAGCGUGGCACCCGAUGGGUCAUAUCCUGGCAUCUGGUAGUAAUGACCAUACGACUCGGUUCUGGUCUCGCCCCAGGCCCGCAGAGCACCUAGAUACUGAGCUGGCCGAUAAGGAGCAGGAGGAGAGAAUAUAUGGCGAGGCCGUCAAUCUCAAAGCGUCGUCGGAGUUUGUGAGCUCCCUGGGAUUUGGACCUGCCAAUGCGUCGCACAAGAACGAUGGCAAGGACUCCGCCAACGACGCUAUUGUGCCGAACACGCCUUCGACGCUGCCAGGACUACCUGGGCUAUCGUCCGGGUCUCUUGGUCGAGUAAUGGCCAAUAUUAUGAAAGAAAACAUCACCAAGCUACCUGGCCUUGGCGACAGUAAAGCUGAGUCUGCCCGACCGCCUCUGCCACCGCCACCCCCCUUGCCUGGCAUGCGGGCAGCUGGUGCGCCUCACCCGCCGCAGCAGCGCCCUCCACCGCCCCCGCCGCUGAGCCAAAUGCGCUCGAUGAUGGGCCGCCCACCUCCUCCCCCACCUCCACCAGGGCUCUUGGCCCGGAAUGGAGGCCCAUAUUCAGGCGGGCCACCGUCGCAUGUGGGCCCGGCGCGCGGAGGUACACAGGAUGGGCGUCCAAGACCACCUAGCUCGACGAGAUUCAAUCCUAUGCAGAGAGAUAAUGCGGCAAAUGCGCGUCGUCGGCAAUGAAUACGUACGUC
This is a messenger RNA of Linderina pennispora, 2125 nucleotides long. RefSeq names its product WD40 repeat-like protein. Gene Ontology annotation, molecular function: protein binding. The coding region runs from base 84 to 2114 and encodes 676 amino acids. The transcript has 2 exons. Gene Ontology annotation, cellular component: mRNA cleavage and polyadenylation specificity factor complex. The record is from RefSeq and is a predicted model, not a curated record. Lineage: Eukaryota; Fungi; Kickxellomycota; Kickxellomycetes; Kickxellales; Kickxellaceae.